Molecule: messenger RNA, 1038 nt
Organism: Nymphaea colorata (pocket water lily)
Lineage: Eukaryota; Viridiplantae; Streptophyta; Magnoliopsida; Nymphaeales; Nymphaeaceae
Exons: 3
Coding region: 1-1038 (345 amino acids)
Biological process (GO): transmembrane transport
Cellular component (GO): membrane
Molecular function (GO): ATP binding; ATP hydrolysis activity; ATPase-coupled transmembrane transporter activity
Source: RefSeq, a predicted model, not a curated record
AUGGCGGGGGUGAACGUGUUCUCGGCCUUCGUGAUCUCCCUCAUCACCAACCUGGUGGCCACCGGCCUCUUCGUGAAGCUGCUCGUCCUCGACCGCGGCAGCGCCCUCGAGUUCUUCCUCAUCUACAACAUCUUCUCCUUCGAACGCAUCCUCGAGAACCUCCAGGUGGUCAUCGCCGAGUUCAUCAACAGUCUCAAGUACCUCAAGUCCACCGAGAGGCUCAUGAACGUCCCCCACGAAAGGGGGGAAGUGAGGGAAACACAGUGGGUGGAGGAGGGGCGGAUUCAGUUCGAAGGUUUCUCGGUGAAGUACAGCGACGAGCUGGAGACAGUCUUGAGUGGGAUCGAUGUGAGGGUGGCGAAGGGGGAAAAGAUCGGCGUGGUGGGGAGGACGGGCAGCGGCAAGUCGACCACCCUCCUGAGUCUGCUGCGGAUACUCGAGGCCCACUCGGGGAGGAUCCUAGUUGAUGGCACAGACAUCUCCGCACUGGACCUGCAGUCGCUGAGGGCGGGCUUCAACGUCAUCCUCCAGGACUCCUUCCUCUUCACCGGCACCUACGAGGACCAGAGUAUAAUCCGCGCGCUGGAGCUGUGCGGUCUGUGGGAAGCGGUGAGGGCGCGGAACGGCCUCGCGACGGUGAUCGAGGAGGGCGGCGACAACUUCAGCGCGGGCGAGAAGCAGCUCAUCAACAUCUCGCGCACUCUGCUCAACCCCAAGCGGAUCGUCCUCAUCGACGAGGCCACCGCCAGCAUCGACUCCAGGGCCGACAGGCUGGUGCAGAGGGUCAUCAGCGAGCAGUUGUCAGCCUCCACCAUCAUCACCAUCGCCCACAGGAUCGACACCAUCCUCUCCUCGGACAGGAUCAUCGUAUUGGACAAGGGCAAGAUUGUAGAACUGGACGCCCCCAUGAACUCCUCAAGAACCCCGAUUCCCAUUUCCGCAAACUCUACGAAGAAUCACAUACGAGCAAAAGGGAAUCUGCGAAAACCCCAAAAAAGCCCUAAAUUAUGCUCAGUUGAUAGUUCCUAUCAGAGUUAG